Messenger RNA from Cuscuta europaea, 2338 nucleotides. Lineage: Eukaryota; Viridiplantae; Streptophyta; Magnoliopsida; Solanales; Convolvulaceae. The record is from the annotation of a GenBank genome assembly.
AUUCGCCAAUUUGGGUUUCGUUUUCUUCGGAGGGUAAGCAAAGGGCACAUAUAAGUCAACUUGUCCCCUCGCCAGUUGCCACCUUUAAUGACACGCGGGUGCCCUGCAUCGCCCCUGCCUUUGAAGCCUCUCCCUCCCUCCCACUCCGCCAUGUGCAACCCUUCUUGAUUUCUCUUUUCGCCUCCAGGAGAUCUGUUUCCAAGAAAAAGAGAAAGCGCGUCUAAGUUCAGGAGCGGUUGGUGGGGUGAAGAUCGUAUUCUAUCAUAUUGUUUUCGAGUUUGUAUUUUGGAAGCUGCGUCUAUGCUCUUUUGAUUGAUUGAGGGGAAGAGAGUAACUUUUUCCCCUUUCAGUCCUAAAGCCCCAGCUACAGUCUGCUGAAACUAAAUUCUCUGUUGUUUGAAUUUUCGGGCUUCUGUAUAAUUCCCCCCCUUUGAUUAUUUUUAAAUUUAUUGAGAAUUAGUGUUUCCCAAGCUAUUUAGCUCAGACUGUGAAACAUUUUUGCUUGGGUUGUUGAAGUUUGGAGAAUUUAGCAUAUGGAAAAGGACAAAGCUUCAGGACAUGGAGGGGGGUUGCUGCCUCCUUCAGGGAGAUCUUCAGUCUUCUCUCCACCAUCUACUAGUAAUAUUAGCGUAAAGACUGAGCCAUCUGGAUGUUUCAAUUUGCCUCCCUUAGGACCACCCCACACGGGUUCUUCUGAAUCAGGCCGUUUUGGUAGUGGAGUGCCAUCAGAUUCUAGCCACUUUAGUCAUGAUAUCAGCUCGAUGCCUGAUAACCCGCCGAAGAAUUUGGGCCAUCGGCGUGCACAUUCAGAGAUUCUAACGCUUCCUGAUGAUAUCAGUUUUGAUAGUGAUCUUGGCAUUGUUGGUGGGUUUGAUGGACCAUCACUUUCUGAUGAGACAGAGGAGGACCUUUUUUCUAUGUACCUUGACAUGGAUAAGUUUAAUUCAUUGUCUGCAACUUCUGCUAUGCAAGUGGGUGAGUCAUCUUCUUCAGCAGCUAUGGCUUCUGGAUCAUCAGCUCCAAUAGCUGGGAAUGUUCCUCAUGCGGCUGCUGAGAAACCGAGAGUUCGGCAUCAGCAUAGCCAGUCUAUGGAUGGAUCUACAACUAUGAAUGCAGAAAUGCUCACAUCAGGUUCAGAAGACCCGUCUCCAGCUGAACUGAAAAAGGCAAUGUCUGCUGCCAAGCUUGCUGAACUUGCUGUUAUGGACCCGAAGCGUGCAAAAAGAAUCUGGGCCAACAGGCAAUCUGCCGCCAGGUCGAAGGAAAGGAAAAUGAGAUAUAUAUCUGAGCUAGAGAGGAAGGUCCAGACCCUUCAAACUGAAGCCACUUCAUUGUCUGCUCAGUUGACCCUGUUGCAGAGAGACACCAAUGGUUUGACGGCUGAAAACAGUGAACUGAAAGUGCGCCUGCAAACAAUGGAACAACAAGUGCACUUGCAAGAUGCCUUGAACGAUGCUCUGAAAGAGGAGAUACAACACCUGAAAGUGUUGACUGGUCAAGGCGUUAGUAAUGGUGGACCUAUGAUGAACUUCCCUGCAUCCUUUGGAACAAAUCAGCAGUUCUACCACAACAACAACUCUAUGCAUGCAUUCCUAACAACACAACAGUUCCAGCAGCUCCAAAUAAACUCACAAAAGCAGCAACAGCAUCACACAUAUCAGCAGCAACUUCAACUUCACCAAAUGCAACAACUUCAAUCCCCAGCACAACAGCAACAGCAGCAGGAACAACACCUGCACAAACCUGAAGGUCGCAGGGGAGAUUGACUUUGGACCGUUAUCUUUCUGUUGGCCAUGCGUCCUCUAAGAUUACCUACCUUUUUAUCUUGACUGUGGGGAUUUGAUCUUUCUUGACCGUGGGGAUUUGAUCCUCGCCGUUAAGCUUUUGAGAAAGUUUGGCAGCGUAAGCCAAAUUGCGAGGUGUGGCUCAUUCUCUUGUUUCAUUAGUUGCCAUUGGUCCAAGAUGGGUGGAGACUUGAAGCAGAGAAUUUCAUUGUCUGAUGAUGUAUAUCAUUAAAGUUUAUUGGUAUCUAUGUCACAUAACUUGUUGCAGCUGGCUUGACUAUUCAGCAAGUAUAUUAUAGUACUUCUUAGGACCCCCCAAUGAUUUUAAUUAGAUUUGCUAAAAUUUUUGUUUAUUUGACGCUAUUUUGUUGUUGGUCUUCCUAUUUGAAGAACAUCCCAAUUUAGUCGUUGUGGUGUGUACUUUGAUUACUAGACCUUCUUGCGGGCCAUUUUCAAUAGAGCAACUCUCCUUGACCAAGCAAAGAGUGCAAAAACCCUACUGUUAUAUUUUGUUGUUAGUUACUCUAUCACUCUAUGGAUUAAACCAGUUUGAU